This is a messenger RNA of Styela clava, 925 nucleotides long. RefSeq names its product serine/arginine-rich splicing factor 3-like. Lineage: Eukaryota; Metazoa; Chordata; Ascidiacea; Stolidobranchia; Styelidae. The record is from RefSeq and is a predicted model, not a curated record. Gene Ontology annotation, molecular function: RNA binding; zinc ion binding.
CAUUACAGCAUUAUCAGUUAUAUGACCAAUUAGUAUUUGUAAGUUACUAAUUUAACUAAUUCAACUCUAUUAAAGUCUUUAUUAUGUCAUAUAAGGACAGAAGACCGAGUGCUCCUCUCGAUUGCAAAGUUUACGUUGGAAAUCUCGGAGAUGGAGCUUCACGAAGUGAAUUGGAAAUUGAAUUCGGACAUUUUGGAAGAUUAGUAAGUGUAUGGGUUGCCAGAAAACCACCAGGCUUCGCGUACGUUGAAUUUGAAGACCCAAGAGAUGCUAAAGACGCUGUCAGAAGUUUAGAUGGAACAACGCUUUGUGGACGUCGAGCGAAAGUUGAACUUUCACAUGGGCAAAAAAGAAAUAGAAAUUUUCGACCCAGUUACAGUGAUCGACCUCCAAGACGUGACAUGUCAGAAGUCCGAUGCUAUACAUGUAAUCAAACUGGACAUAUCGCUAGGAACUGUCGGGAAGGUGGCAAAUCACGUUCUCGAUCUCCAAGAAGAAGAUACUCCCGCUCCAGGUCUCAUUCUCCGUCUCGUUCCCGAAGUCCGUCUCCGAAAUAUUCACGAUCUCGAAGCAGAACGCCUGAAGAUAAACGCCAGAGUCGUUCUCGUUCACGCAGCAGAUCUCGAAGCUAAAUAUUUAAACAAAAAAACACAAAUGACGCCAUUAAUUCAAAGAAGGAACCAAACAACGUCAAAUAUAAAUCGCAGAGUUUAACUUUGCGAAGUUUGCAGAUGUUGAAUAGCUCAAUAUGGAUUGGAGAUUGUUAUGACUUAUUGGACUGUAUAUAUACUGUCUUUUUGUUAAUGAUUUGCUAUGUACAAAUAUUUUCGUACUUGAAUUAUUGUGGAAUUUGACGGCCAAUAUUAAGUAUCUAAUUCUUGGUUUCAAAGGUUUUUUUUUCGUACUGCGCCAUAAUUUUAGAGAU